Botrytis fragariae is the source of this 270-nucleotide messenger RNA. RefSeq lists its product as uncharacterized. Lineage: Eukaryota; Fungi; Ascomycota; Leotiomycetes; Helotiales; Sclerotiniaceae. Bases 1 to 270 code for a protein of 89 amino acids. The transcript is spliced from 2 exons. The record is from RefSeq and is a predicted model, not a curated record.
AUGCCAGUAAAAAUAAUGGAGUUGUAUGAUGUUGGUCCUGCUGGGAUACGAACACACCUCCCCUUAGAAAUUCAAAGAACCCCGCCCGUCAAAACAAGGAAGAAGCAGCUGGGCCAUUUCCAAAACAAGCGCAACUGCCAAAUGACUGCACAAACAGCGCGAAUGACUCACUGCCGUUUUUUCUCGUGCUGGUGGAGGAAGACCCUUCGCGAAGCUCCCAACACUUGGGUUUAUUUUAUACACAAGGAGAGAAGAGCAACGAAGGAUUGA